CUUCUGUUUUAGGAUGUUGCACUGCGUCUUUGCCGGCAUACUGAUUCUGAUGCCUGUUGGCAUGAGCCCCCUGCUCCUAGCAGGAUCACCGCGAACUCUUCUUCUUCCUCUUCAACCAGUUGCUCCAGCUCCAUUUGGGCCCGGACGUGUCUUGUUCCCAGGCACAGGGCAUACAUUCCGAGCAAUUCUGCCUGGUGUGGUUGACACAGUAGUUCCGGUUGCAGUCUCUGCUGGCGCAGUGGUGCUCGUCCGCUACCUUGUCGUAAAUUGUGUUUGCUCUUGAUGUUCUGACUGGACUCAGGCGGCGUGUGUGGGUGAUCAGGCGAGAGCUCCCUCCGGGUGAUGGUAAAGAGUCAGAGGCUGACUUUGAAGAAUUCAUACCCGGUCAGUUGACGUGGUCACCCCUAUGCCAACAAUGGUGACUUUGUCUAGAGCAAUCCUGGGUCAGUAGGGACAACCGGGCAAUGACGAGACGGAG
Molecule: messenger RNA, 478 nt
Organism: Parathielavia appendiculata
Lineage: Eukaryota; Fungi; Ascomycota; Sordariomycetes; Sordariales; Chaetomiaceae
Exons: 2
Coding region: 14-283 (89 amino acids)
Source: RefSeq, a predicted model, not a curated record